This is a messenger RNA of Phalaenopsis equestris, 1435 nucleotides long. Its product is annotated as purple acid phosphatase 3. The transcript is spliced from 10 exons. The record is from RefSeq and is a predicted model, not a curated record. Gene Ontology annotation, molecular function: ferric iron binding; acid phosphatase activity; ferrous iron binding. Lineage: Eukaryota; Viridiplantae; Streptophyta; Magnoliopsida; Asparagales; Orchidaceae. Bases 93 to 1025 code for a protein of 310 amino acids.
AAUAAUUUAAAUUGCAAAGCAAGAAGAAGAGGAGAAGUUGCUCUGUUAAGCUUCAUCCACUGCUCUUAAGAACGGGGGGAAAUUGUUCUUCCAUGGAGGAAUCGUGCAAUCGUCCUCGCUCCACUGAGGAGUUUCCAUGGCGAUGUACUGUCUUGACCCAGGCCACCCUUUUCCUUGCCCUUUAUGGCGCCUUCAGCAUUGGAACGCCGCAGGAGUCGCAGAAUUCUAGAUUGAGGAGCGGAAAAGUGAGUAAAAGAGAGUCAAUGAACUCUUACUUCCUCAGCGUUAGGGGAGGGUUUUGGCCCGAUCAUGAACAAGCCCAGCUCCUUCUAAAGAUGAGUGAGAUAAUUGAGCUUUUUAAGGCAAAGUUUGUGGUCAACAUUGGUGAGCUAGGAGAGGAUGAUCCGCUCAUGCAAAAUGCCUCUUUGCAUUUCCCCAUCCCGAGUAUCCCCUGGUAUACUACUACAGCUUUGUCAGGAAAAUCAAAAAAAUAUUUCUUGAAGAAGAUCAAGUUAGCUAAUGAUGAAGUACUUGACAUUAUUGGAAUUGAGACUGGACUAUUCCAGGAUUUUUUGCACUUGGAGGGGUUAAAGGAAUCUGAAAGUGAUCUGUUGUAUUGGCUGCAACGGAUAUUAUCUUUGACAGACAGUAAAUGGCGCAUAGUUGUAGGAUUUCAUCCACUAAUGGCCUGCCAAGAGAUACAUGAGCAGAAGUCCAUAGUGUUUUAUCGGCCACUUCAUCAAAUAUUUCUGAAUAAUGGAGUGAAUGCCUACAUAAGCAAGCUGGGUUGUGCUGGGCAGCAUUAUAACAGUGGAGGCAUAGCUUUCUUGGGCAACCCUGGUCCUAUGCAUCAAGAGCAAAUUCCUUACUCAGAAAAUGGAAACUUUAAUGUUGCUAGUGGAAGAUUGGAAGGAUUUUAUCUUCACCGCCUUUCUCCCUUCGAGAUGGAAUCCUUCUUCAUUAAUUUAACCGGCAUGGUAGUAUCUAAAUCAAACAUUCAUCAACAUGGAAGAAGAAUUAUGUGAAUGAAAGCGAUGUUGAAUCAACGGUCUAUUAUUCAAUUAUUUAAUUGCUGUGUCCUCCAGGGAAGCUUACCUGUGAGGAAGAAAAUGUGAGGACUGAGCGCAUGGGGUUGUGGGAGCUCAAGUGCCCACACUAGGCACAAUAGAUGAACAGGGGAUGUGUUGGGUGCACUUGUGCCCUUAGGCGCUAAUUACUCAAGGCACCGGCGCUCCCGCGCCCAAGUUCGAGCGCCUUUGUGCCUGGAGUAGUUAUCCUAUAAUUUUUUGGUUUAUAAUGCCAAAAUUAGAUCGAUGAAUGUAUCUCUUUAGUGCUUGAAGUUCCUGGAUGUGGGGAGCUCUUCGACAGAGACCCUGGUGAAGGUGAGAAGUUUCGGAAAGGAGGACUUCGACGAUCUUGACGUGUGUUUCUCGCG